CUUUUUUCCGACACUUUCAUGCCAUCUGGACCUUCUUUUUCAUAAUCUGCACCUUCCGUAGUCACGAGGUCCAAAAUGGACAACUCGGUAGGAUUAGUGCAGCAUCUCUACAGUUGGUUUCGAACCAUAGUUACUGUCUCUAGGCUUAGUAGGUAAACGCAUUACCAGUGCACCGUGACAGGGAUUCCAAAUCAGAGCUACAGUCUGUGUGUUCCGUUUAUCGCAAUUAGCGGAAACGUAGUUAUUAUUAUAAUCUAGAUUGCCUAGAAACCGUCAUUUACAACACGGCAUAUAAUUCGGUAUGAAUUAGCCAGAGGCGUUCUAUCCAUUUAUUUUCUACGUGUUAUAGUAAUAAUUGCUUUGUGUUACUUCAUUGUGUGUUUUAUAAACAAAGGAAAUUCGGAUAUUUAAAUACCUUACGAAUUAUCGGUUUACUUCCUAGAACUGCAGCCAAAACACUACCGUUCAGCAGUUUCUUAGUGAACGCGAGAUAUGCUUGUAAAUGUUAUUAAGCCGCACACUUAGACUUUUACUUUUCGAUUUUGAAUUUUUUUUUAGUUUUAGUGGCAUCUUAUGUGCUUUGAUUGUCUGUAUCCUAAUAAAAAUUAUAUAUUGGUACCAUUAUAAUGCAAUAGUAAUUCUUCAAAGCGUUAGGACGUGACGUUUAUUUGCUUUAGGCCGUCGAAUCUUAUAAAAUGUGCUACGAACUAACAAGCCGAAUGUCGCCUCGCUUCCAAAACACAGUCAAGUAUCGUCCAGGUACAGAACACGAUUAUGUUUUAUUGUAGCUGUUAUCAGUCUGUUCUCAAUCCGGCGCGGCAAUUCCCAUGUUGAUUCGCAUUAGCGAUAUUCCCUCUCCCUUUUGUUUACAACCAGUAUCAGCCGUUUGUGCAUUUAAAUGUGAUGUUCUAUGCCGGCCGUGUUUCUUCUCAGGCUGUACACUAACAACACCUAAUGACCGCAAGUUCAUCCGUGCAAGGGUGGCCGGAAACGGGACAGGAUCAGUUGGCACAGAUCAGCAACAGCAAAUUCGGCAGCCUUCGCAGCAACAGGCAGCCAAGGUAGCGGAUGCCGUUAGCCAGAAUCACUGUUCAAGCGAGAAAAAUUCAGUCGGUGACAACAGCGACGAUGAAGCCUCAGCAGUGCUCGAGAGCCGACUGGAAACUGUGCUACGGGUUAGUGCUCAGCCGGGCAAAGAAAAAUGUGUCUUCUUGCAAGGUAUGGCAGAGAGCAACACGCGUCUUACGGUGCGUCGAAUGAACGAGGCGGUGUUCGAGCGUCUUAUGAUGGAACCGGCAGAAUUGACCAAGAAUCGAAAUGAUGCCCGGCACGUUUGCUAUCUCUACGGGUGCUACCAAAGGACAUUCAAAAGCGAUCUACUCCCGCACGAUGUGGCGGUUCAGGUGCGGCGCGUCGUGCUGGAACAAGCAGUCACCUGUCUCAUGAAUGAGGUUAUUUACCCAGGUCCGCCGCAACCUUCGCAUGCACAGCAGCUCCAGAUUAUUGUAAUGGAUGAACGAAGUUCAUGCAUUGCAGACUUCCUUAGGGAAUUGAGUGUCAUAGUGGACCAACGCUAUAAAGGCGGAGGAGAGGAAGUUACAUUAAAGGACAUAAUCAAGCCAUCCUUAACAGCUAUCGCUCAGGCUGUCACCGAUGAGGGCAUUAUGUCACCGCAGCAACAUCGUCUUUUUUCAUUAGCAAGAUUAUUUAUGCAAAACGAGCCGCUCGCCGAAGCUAUGCUUGCAGCACAGCCAAUUCAUCAGCCACGGUCGGCCCGUCCUCAAGCUUUCGAGGAGAUGCAGGCGAUCGCGGAGCUGGAAAGUUCGUUACUGGGAGCCCUGUUCAAAUUAUCAUACCUUGGCGUCGAAGGCGGACAAACGGGUUGGGGUAUUUUCGAAAGAAUGAUGACGGCAACACUUCAGGACGUGGCUAUUGAAGAACAAAAUUUGUGGCUGCCCGCCCGUCGCGUGCAGAAUGACUUGUUUGAAAUGAUUGACCAAUUGCUACGAAUUAGUCCAGCAAUACGAGCUCAGGUCAUCGAAUGGGUGGGAUAUGCGCUGGACCUUUGCAGCAGCCGCUCGAAGUUGGGUCUGAAAGUAGGCCAAGUUUCUCACGGAUUUGCGAUGAAUCUGACCGCGGUUCUGCUCCGUUUAGCGCAGCCUUUCUGCAAAGUACGUGACCCUGAGAAAGUGCUCAAAGCAGAUUUCAGUUAUGGAGCGUGGACUUACGACGGAGUUAAAAUACGACUUCGGGGCCUUGAGAACGACACGACACUACUACCGAAAAAACCUAUAGAUAAGCUCACAAAACAAGUGAAUUUCCCUACUGAGUGUUUCUUCGCGGCUCACAAAGCAUUACUGAUUAGCACUAGGGUGCUUCAUGACCGACUGAUGGAGCUCAACAAAGAAAUGGGCCGAAUGCGAACCAUCUACGAAGAUUCCCGGGGACAGGUUAUUGAUUUACAAGGACAGGAUUUUGUCGAAAGGCUUGAACAACAGCUAAAUGCAUGCAUGAGUUGGUAUCAGAGUAUGCGGACAACGCUGUUCGAGCCAGACUUCUUCAAGAUGCUAGUGAAUUUUACUGUCGCUUCAGCUCAUUGGCUUGUCGAGGUUGCCACUCGCGACGGGGAACCCUUCGAGCAAGUGACGCCGGCGGAACGGUUGUCGCUAGUACCUGAACAUAUACUCGAAAACGUUUCAGACAGCGUCGUCAUGACGAGAAGAUUUGGUGAGCGCAAUUUGAGUCAAUUCACGCCUCAUCUUGCCCCAUUAUUGCGACUCAUCACUACAUUUAUGGGCUCGGCCGAUCGUGUCAACAAUCCCCACUUGCGAGCGAAAUUAGCUGAAAUGCUUGAAAGUCUAGUAAUAACCGUCAAUACACAUGAUCCGCACGGGAUCAAUUCAAGUAUCAGUAACGGGGAUGUUUGCGCACUUCUUGAGACCUCAAUUUCGGAUCCUCUUGCCGAAACUUUAAUUCAGGUAUUCGUGUCGAUUGAAAUGACGGGUCAAAGCGUGUCCUUCGAGGAAAAGUUUCAGUAUCGGCGUCCGAUGUACCUGGUACUGGAGCAGCUAUGGAAGUUAAAGAAGCAUCGAGGCCAUAUGGAGCAACUAUCGGAGGAAGCAGUAUUGCAUAUUGAAGACACAAACCAGCCACUGUUUCUUAGGUUUGCCAAUCUGUUGAUUAAUGAUGCUAACUUUCUGGUCGACGAGAGUUUCCAGUUCAUGCAGCGAUUAAAGGCUCUUGAAAGAGAGCGAGCAUCGUGGCAAACGCUGCCGAUAGACCGGCGGCAGCAAAACGAAGGCAAUUUUCGCCAUCAGGGCAUGAUUGCCAGGUUUCAUAACGUGAUGGCCCGUGACACUAUUCGCACUCUAACAUGGCUUACGUCAUCACCUGUUGUGCGACGACUAUUUCUACACCCCGUGCUCAUUGACCGUAUUGUUGUUAUGCUCAACUUCUUUUUACUUCACCUUGUCGGUCCUGACCAGAAAAAUUUGCGUGUACAGAAUCUCCAAGACUACGAGUUUAAGCCUGCUCUUCUUGUCGAAAGCAUAGCUCAAACCUACCUUCAUUUGGCCGGCGUUAAGUAUGCCGACGACGCUCAGGACAGCCGAUUUGAGCAAGACGCGUCAACCAAAAGCUUCUAUGAAGCUCUGGUACGUGAUGAACGCUCAUAUAAGCCAGAAUUAUUCGUUGAAGCACAGAAGGUCCUUAAUCGGAUUGGUCGAGGUGUUCUUGGUGUCGAGAUAGAGGAACUGGGCCGAAAGGUAACCGAAGCUCAAAAUGCGAUUACUCGACAGGAGGAACUCACCCAAGAUGCGCCGGAAGAAUUCAUGGACCCUCUUAUUUUCACACUAAUGACCGAUCCUGUCAUACUGCCGUCGUCCGGGGUUACUGUGGAUCGUAAUACUAUCGCAAGGCACUUACUAAGUGACCAAACGGAUCCGUUCAACCGGCAGCCACUCAACCUAGAGCAGGUUAAACCAAACGAAGAGCUGAAGGUCCGUAUCGAUAAAUGGUUGAGGGAGAUCCGCAAAAAAUGAGCACAGAGAAGGAACGUUUCGUUAAAAAGAGGAAUGAAGAAUAAAUAGCAAAACAAACAGAAUUAACGCGCGCAUUGAUAUGAUCUAGGCAUCUUAACCACUGUGUUGGUCUUUGAUAUAUGAUGAUGCGGAUUAUGAGGAACAAAACGUAGAAAUUAUAUACGUUUUCGCGAAAAACACAAUAACAGGAGAUUCCGUUGACCCAAUAUCAGUGAUUAUUGGUCUUUUAGAAUGUUGUCUGCUCGUAAACUAGACUAAUGCCAGUGUGCGACGAAAAAUAUAGAUGCAUACUAUAGAUAAAUAUG
Messenger RNA from Varroa destructor (honeybee mite), 4345 nucleotides. RefSeq names its product Ubiquitination factor E4A (gene Ube4A). Lineage: Eukaryota; Metazoa; Arthropoda; Arachnida; Mesostigmata; Varroidae. Gene Ontology annotation, cellular component: ubiquitin ligase complex; cytoplasm; nucleus. Gene Ontology annotation, molecular function: ubiquitin-ubiquitin ligase activity. Gene Ontology annotation, biological process: ERAD pathway; protein polyubiquitination; ubiquitin-dependent protein catabolic process. The record is from RefSeq and is a predicted model, not a curated record.